Populus nigra (black poplar) is the source of this 1251-nucleotide messenger RNA. Its product is annotated as peroxidase A2-like. Gene Ontology annotation, biological process: response to oxidative stress; hydrogen peroxide catabolic process. The record is from RefSeq and is a predicted model, not a curated record. The coding region runs from base 116 to 1147 and encodes 343 amino acids. NCBI's taxonomy places the organism in Eukaryota, Viridiplantae, Streptophyta, Magnoliopsida, Malpighiales, Salicaceae. Gene Ontology annotation, molecular function: peroxidase activity; heme binding. The transcript is spliced from 4 exons.
CGUCUUAGCUUCCAAACCUCUUUAUCACUAUAUAAACUAUAAGAUCGUUAACGUUGGGUUCCCAUGCAAGUUUUAACAUUGACAAAAGCAUUUUCAUAGGAGAAAUUGGAGAAAAAUGCAUCUUUCUAAGGCUAUAGUUGCAGCUUUUUUCUUUGUAGUUUUGCUUGGAGGAACAUUGGCUCAUGGCCAGCUUACUCCAACAUUUUAUGACCAGACAUGUCCAAAUGUGAGCAGCAUUAUCCGUGAUGUCAUUACGGAGACAUUGGUAUCCGAUCCUCGGAUUGCAGCCAGCCUCAUCAGGCUCCACUUCCAUGACUGCUUUGUUAAUGGCUGUGAUGGUUCGCUUUUGUUGGACAAUACUGAUACUAUCGAGAGCGAAAAGGAAGCCGCAGGGAACAACAAUUCUGCAAGAGGUUUUGAAGUUGUUGAUAGAAUGAAGGCUUUGUUGGAGAGUGCCUGUCCUGCUACUGUUUCCUGUGCUGAUAUACUCACUAUUGCAGCUGAAGAAUCUGUUGUUUUGGCAGGAGGUCCAAAUUGGACAGUUCCAUUAGGAAGAAGAGAUAGCACAACAGCAAGCCGAGCUGCAGCAAAUGCUUCCCUUCCAGCCCCUUUUUUACCCCUUGAUCAACUCAGAGAGAGCUUCACUAAUGUCGGCCUUAAUAAUAAUACUGAUUUGGUAGCUCUAUCCGGUGCUCACACAUUUGGGAGGGCACAAUGUUCUACGUUCGACUUCCGAUUGUUUGAUUUCAACAGCACCGGUGCUCCUGACCCAUCACUGGACCCAACUCUUCUAGCAGCUCUUCAGGAAUUAUGUCCCCAAGGUGGAAAUAGGAGUGUGAUAACAGAUCUUGAUCUCACAACACCUGAUGCCUUUGACAGUAACUACUACUCCAAUCUGCAAGGUAACCGAGGCCUGCUUCAGACUGAUCAAGAACUGUUUUCAACUCCUGGGGCAGAUGAUGUCAUUGCAAUUGUUAACGCUUUCAGUGCUAAUCAAACAGCUUUCUUUGAAAGCUUUGCGGAGUCCAUGAUAAGAAUGGGAAAUCUCAGCCCUCUGACAGGAACUGAAGGAGAGAUCAGAUUGAACUGCAGGGUAGUCAAUGCAAACCUGGCUGGGCCAGAUAGCAUGCUUGUUAGCUCAAUUUGAAUGAAAGGCUAUGUGCCAAGAAGCAGGUGAUAAUAAGCGAUCAUAUGCGCUGUAAUAUAUAUCAGAGUGAUGAAAAAUGAAUACCAAAUGGAGUCUUGUUGACA